AUGGCGGGCCAAACGCGGCGAAGACUCCCAGAUCUCCGGGCAAACGUCAACCGAACUUUGGAAGAGGACCAACUUCGCCUUGGGGUGAAAAACACCUUCAUUGACUUCCCCGAGGAAUCCGAGUCGCCCUCAUUCAAAAGCUGCGACGGACGCAUUGAAUCCAACGGCGCCGAGAACGAGAACAUCACCGACCAGGAGAAUGAUCCAGCCGCAGAUGCAAGCGCGCUUUCGUCGGAGAGUGAAGCACGUGUCUUACGUCUGGAAGAGGCUGUCGCGACAGCCAACGCGCUGAUCCAGCGCUGGCAGGGCGAAUUGGCUGCGAGCCAGGCGACGAAUGCACAUCAGGCCGGGCAGCUGGAGUCGGCUCUCCGGCAGCGUGACGAGGCGCUGCAGCAGCUCCAGUGGCAUGCCAAGGCAUUGCAGCAGAGCCAGUGGCAGGUCCAGGCCUGCCUUCGGCAGAUCGAGCAGCUCCACAGCGAGCGACCCAAGGCUCACAUGGCAACGAUCGCUGGAGCCUCCCAGGCCUCCGUUCCUGGACCGAUGCAUCCGCAGGGUGUGGGAGUCUCCAUGGCACCGCCUGGAGACAGCGAACUCCGAAGGUAUUCAGCGGGGGAUGACACUCUCCCAACCUCCUCGGCCGCAUCGAGCUCGGAGCAAACUGUGGCACGCGGCUGCCAGGGCCCGCGCCCUUCGGCUCCAAGCUCUGUUCGCAAGAAUCCAUUCGCUGAGGAGAAGUGGACAAAGAGCGACUUCGCGGAUCUUCUCUUCACAAUCACGGAGGAGCAGUUCAAAGAAGACCGGAGAGAGUUGUUGCUUUCCAGACUCCCCGACAAGAUCAAAAAGCGCGGAAUCGAGGGCACAUGGAAGCAGGCAUGCUACUACUUUGGAGUUGUGGCGGGGAACAAGCAGAAGGGCCUCCAGAUGAAGGACCUGGUGGCAGACGUGCUCGAGGGCGACACUAGAGUUGUUUUCACAGAUCAUGCCGACUACCCAUCCUUAUCUCUCAGGCGAGCCCCAGCUCGUCAACGGCAAGUUCCACAGAUGCAACAGUGA
This is a messenger RNA of Symbiodinium sp. CCMP2592, 1053 nucleotides long. Lineage: Eukaryota; Dinophyceae; Suessiales; Symbiodiniaceae. The record is from the annotation of a GenBank genome assembly.